Anopheles arabiensis is the source of this 905-nucleotide messenger RNA. RefSeq lists its product as uncharacterized. Bases 105 to 824 code for a protein of 239 amino acids. The record is from RefSeq and is a predicted model, not a curated record. The transcript has 2 exons. Gene Ontology annotation, molecular function: N-acetyltransferase activity. Lineage: Eukaryota; Metazoa; Arthropoda; Insecta; Diptera; Culicidae.
UACAUUCUAUCGCAUGUCAGUUCAUUCUGUCGCAUCGGCCGUGGCGGUGUGUCCUUCGUUGCUGUAAGAGCUAAACUUGCUUGCUGUUACGAGAACGCAUCAAAAUGACAUCAGCAGUAUCAUCGAAAGAUAUCGAGAUUAUGCGUUAUGAAGAUCGUUACCAACUGCAAUCGCUGGCAGUAUUGCGCCAAUCGUUCUUCCUACACGAAUCGGUGUGCAUCGGAUCGGAAGUGAACGUUACGCCCCAAGCACAGGAUGACCUUGAGCAGCUCUGUGCGGAAGUUCUAGCCGGUGGCGUAACGAUGAUCGCACGUCACACUCCUACGGACAAGAUCCUGGGUGUUGCCUUCAAUAUACUACAGACACCCAAGCAUCAGGAAGGUGCCAGCUACUUUGAGCAGUUCCGGGACACCAAAUGUACUACCGAUAGUUCACGAUCGGUACUCAACUACAUGAUCGCGAUGGACGCGAAGGUGAACCUGUUCGAGCAGUACGGUGUGAGUUGCUUCAUGGAUAUCAUGUAUCUUGCAACGCUUCCGACCUACUCCGGACAUGGAAUUGCAACGAGGCUUGUGGAACAAUCCGUUCAGCUUGCUCGGGAUUUGAAGAAUGGGACCAUCGUGCUAGAAUCGAAGGACCAAUCCCCGCCAGAACUCAUUUCAGCCCUAUUCUCGUCGAACAUUUCGCAACGUGUCGGAGAGAAGGUGGGCUUUACAUUCAUCAAAGAAGUGCCUCACUCAGAGUUUAUUUUUCGUGGUAAGUCGUUUGCCGAUAGAAUAGGACCCGAACAUCCAUCGUCUCAAAUAGCUGUGAUGGUGAUUUGAUUCAGAAUAGCCAAAUCCAAUCGGUAUGAUAUAAAUAAAUAAGUUAAAGCAUUCUUGCAUGCGGAAAAGUGAAGAAAAGGA